AUGCUUCGCGGGAUUUGCAUCCUCCUCGCCCUCCGCGGCGGCGCGGCCGAACCCAACAGCGAUGCGGUGCCGACUUGCGCCAAGAAGGGCGUCACUUACGUGAGCGACGUCAAGAGCACCCCCAAUGCCGCCUGGCUCUACACCCCGAAGAUGUGCCAGAUGGCCUGCUACAUCAACCCAACCUGCAAGCAUUUCUCGUGGAAGGAGGACUCUUUCCCCGGCGGUGCCUGCAACCUUUUGGGAGAGGAUGUGCAGGAGAAGGUCGAUGAGAAGUCGUACAGCGGGCCAAAGGCCUGUGCGGGUGAGACCCCAGUGAACGCAGCGUCGAUAACCAAUGCUGCGAGCAAUGUCGGCAACACGCUGAACCAAUUUGGCAAGGAUCUUUUCCAGAAGGCAAACGAGGCUGGCAGCCAGUUGACCAGCCACAUCACCAACCAGCUGAACCAGGCCGGGCAGGACAUGGACAAGUUUGGAAAGGAUUUGACCCAGAAGAUGAAUCAAGCCAGCAGUGACCUGAACCAGAAGGCAAAUGAGUUCCAGAGUCAGGUUAACCAAGUCGGCCAGGAUCUCAGCCAGCAGGCAAAUCAGGCCGCCAACGAUCUGACCCAGAUGGCCAAUCAAGCCCACAGUGACCUGACCCAGAAGACACAGGAGUUGAACAGCGGCGCCACCGACUUGCAACAGAAGCUCGACCAGUUCGGAAAGGAUUUGACCCAGAAGGCCAAUCAAGCCAACGCUGGCCUGAGCAGUGAUCUGAGCCAGAAGGCCAAAGAGUUCCAGAGCCAGGUCAACCAGUUCCAGCAAGCAGUGGGCCAGCAGGUAAAUAAGAUUGCGGACGAUGUGGCCCAGCAAACCAAUCAGGUCAACAGUGACCUGAGCCAGAAGGCACAGGAGCUUAACAGCCAGGCCAACCAGCUUGGGCAGGAUUUAACCCAGCAGGUCAAUCAGGUUGGGGACUCUCUGACCCAAACGGCCAAUCAGGCCGGCAGCGACCUGAGCCAGAAGGCAGACGAGCUCAACGGCCACGUCAAUGUUGGCAGCUCGCUGAACCAGCUCGGGCAGGAUCUGACCAAUCAGGCCAAUCAAGUUGGAGACGCUCUGACCCAGAAGAUCAAUCAAGCCAGCAGUGACCUGAGCCAGAAGGCCAAUGAGAUCCAGGGCCAGGUGAACCAGGUUGGCCAGGAUCUCACCCAGCAGGCAAAUCAGGCCGCCAACGAUCUGACCCAGAAGGCCAAUCAGGUCACCAGUGACCUGACCCAGAAGGCCAAGGAGUUCAACAGCAACGGCGUCGAUUUGCAACAACAACUCAAUCAAGCAAGCGCUGGCCUGAGCAGCGAUCUGAGCCAGAAGGCAAAGGAGUUGCAGAGCCAGGUCAGCCAGUUGCAGCAGGAAGUGGGCCAGCAGGCAAACAAGAUUGUGGAUGAUGUGGCCCAGCAGACCAAUCAGGCCAGCAGUGCCUUGAGCCAGAAGGCAAAGGAGUUCAACAGCCAGGCCAACGAGCUCAAACAGGAUUUGACCCAGCAGGUGAAUCAGGCUGGGGACGCUCUGGCCCAGAAGGCUAAUCAGGUCAGCAGUGACCUGAGUCAGGAGGCAGACGACAUGCACAACCAGGUCAAUCAGCAGGCAAUGAAGGUCGGCAGCUCGCUGAACCAGCUUGGUCGAGACGCUUCCCAACAGGUCAAGACGGCAUCCGCCAACCUCGGGACUGUGCCGAUGGUGCGAGCGGCGACAGCGCCACUGGGCGCCUCACUUGGCGAGGUCGGCAGCGACAUGGCACAGACGGCCAACGACGCGAUGCAGUCUGCGGGAGUACAGGCCAAGGAGGCCGCCGACCAGAUCAACGAGGUCCUCGGCGCUGCUCCGAGCGGAGAUGCUGCCCAACCGGUCAAGACGGCGUCCGCCAACCUCGGGACCCCCCCGCCCAACCCUGUGCCGGUGGUGCGAGCGGCGACAGCGCCACUGGGCGCCGUGGGCGCCUCACUGGGCCAGGUCGGCGGCGACAUGACACAGACUGGAUUACAGGCCAAGAAGGCCACCGACGAGGUCCUCGGCGCCGCUCCGGGCAGCUCGGGCGGCAGCGACAACGCCACGACCUACGGCGCGAUCGCGGGCAUAGCUGGCGCCCUGGCUUUGGCAGGCCCCGCCUACUACCUCAUGACCCGAGAUGGGAAGAAGAAAAAGAAGUCUAAGCGCGCCGUCAGUGUGGAUGCAGCGCCCAUGAUCGAGGAGGCGCCGGCAGUCCCGCAGGUCACUUCACCACAGGCCUACCCGCAGCAGUUCCAGAACCAGAUCCAAAACAUGAUGGCCUACGCCGGCCAGCAGAUGCAGCAGAUGGUCCCUGUGCCACAAUACUAUCAGCAGGUGCCGCAGCAAACGCAAGCGGCUGCUGCCUACCAGCCUGCCGCAUACCAGGCCGCCACCUACCAGCCUGCCGCAUACCAGGCCGCGACCUACCAGCCCGCGACCUACCAGGCAGGUCUUGUAUCCCUCAAGCUUCUGUACUGCCUUCUUCGAGCCUUUGAAAUCAGGCGAUUCCGAAUCCAAGGCUGGCCCAUCGUCAGCCUUCCCGGCGCCACAGACGUGCUCAAAGGCGCCGUCGCGAUGAGUGACAUGAGCCAGGAGGAGGAUGGCAUGUGGGAGCUUCAAGAAAAGAACACUUUCGUGCACAUGAAGUUCAUGGCCGACAGGACUCCGAGCCUUGCUCGAAGUCAAAGUGCUCCCGCUGUGAGCACCCUGCCUCUGAGAGCUUCUGAGUCUCAGCGCUUGACGGUCUGCGAGGGUUACGUGGCCAAAGAAGCAGACGAGGAGACGCAAGAACUCAAGGGGAAGAUGUUGCGCUUGGAGGCCGAGAAGAGCAGAUUGCGGCAGAUGAACGCGACCUUGGGUGGCUUGCUGGAGCUGCUGCGGCAGGAGCUCAGGUUCCGCGAGUCGGAGUUGGCAGUGACGGAGAGGGAGUUCAAAAACCACAUCCAGAGUGUCGGCUCCAUGAGCACCGCCCUGCGACUGAAAGAGGAGGAGACGUACGAACUCAAGGGGAAGGUGUUGCGCUUGGAGGCCGAGAAGAGCUCGUGGCAGCAAGAGAACGCGACCUUGGGUGGCUUGCUGGAGCUGCUGCAGAGCGACGCUUCGCAGCCCAAGGAACCGCAAUAUGCAGAGUGCCCUGUUUGCCUCACGAACGAGGCCAAUUGCGCACUGGUCCCUUGCGGCCACUGCAUGUGUGAGAGCUGUUGCGAGAAGCUCAUUCGACAUGGGCACAUGUCUUGUCCGACCUGCCGACGGCAUUUUCGCUGCAACUUAAGAUUGUACAGGUGA
This is a messenger RNA of Symbiodinium natans, 3312 nucleotides long. The record is from the annotation of a GenBank genome assembly. NCBI's taxonomy places the organism in Eukaryota, Dinophyceae, Suessiales, Symbiodiniaceae.